GAUUUCCACCAGAUCCCUAACAGAUUUCUUUCGUGAUGGAAAGUUAUGGCCAUCCCCGCACGUCCUCCAUUCUUAGGAAAUCGCACUUGAUCGUAUGAUAACAUCUGUAAUGGACAAGGUCUUCAUCGCCUUUUGCGCCUGCUUCACGUUGGGCGCGUCUACCGGAUCGCAUCCAAAGAGCGACUUCAGGCACAUCUCUUAUCAAGAUCUCCAGCUUUCAGUCGACGCGUUUGCCCAAGAUGGCAUUACCACUUACUCGCAGUUGUUAUUCGACGUCGCUCGCAAUCAAGUUCUAGUCGGUGCAAGAGAUGCAUUGUUUCGAUUGUCUCUGCCACAUUUACAUUUGUUGGAGAAUGCGACGUGGCCGUCGACGGAGAAGAAGACGGCGAUGUGCCUGAACAAAGGACAGUCCGAGGAUAACUGCCACAACUACAUAAAGGUCCUGCUCACGAACGGCAAAAGGAUCUUGGCCUGCGGCACCGAAUCCUUUUCGCCGUCGUGCACUUGGCGAGAGAUAGAAAAUAUUACGGCAGUCGUUGAAACAGUUGAUGGAAUAGCAAGAAGUCCAUACAAUCCUUUAUCCAAUAUAACAGCGUUAUUAACAGAAGACGGGGAAUACUAUUUCGGAGGACCCACGGACUUUUCCGGUUCCGAUUUCGCUAUUUACAGGAGUAUUGGAGGACCUGCAAUGAGGACGCAACAGUACAACAGCCUUUGGAUAAACGAACCGCAUUUUGUUGGGUCCUUUGAAACAGACAAAUUCGUUUAUUUCAUAUUUAGAGAGGCUGCAGUAGAAUACAUCAAUUGUGGAAAGAUUGUAUAUUCGAGGAUUGCCAGAGUUUGCAAGAAUGAUGCUGGUGGUCAAGUGAUGCUCAAGGAUAAUUGGACGACUUUCAUUAAAGCCCGACUGAAUUGUUCGAUAACCGGCGAUUAUCCUUUCUAUUUUGACGAGAUCCAGAGUACGGCUUACAUUCCCGGAGAGAACAUCCUGUACGCAACGUUCACGACGCCAGUGAACAGCAUCGCGGGAUCGGCUAUUUGCGCCUUCAACUUGACGGCCAUUAAUAAAGCCUUCUCGGGACCAUUCAAAUACCAAGAACAUGUUGGUAGUUCUUGGAACAAGCACUACUCCAAGAACCACGAACACUUCGAAUGUAAAGCUCAGCCGCGUAACAAGAACAUCAUAGAGAGCUCGAAGUACCAGUUGAUGGACUCGGCUGUUGAGGCUGUUACUCUCAGGCCUCUAUACGAUGCCCAGCUGGAGCGGUUCACGCAUAUAACCGUGGACGUCCUGGCGACGAAGCAGCACACCUCGAUCCACGUGAUCUACGUUGCAACGCAAGAAGGGCUCAUUAAGAAGCUAACGGUGAUGCCGCGCACACGGGCUACCUGUCUCGUGGAAGUUUGGAAUCCUGUACCGGAUGCUAGCGUGCCCAUAUUGGGUAUGCAGUAUCUUAAGGAGACAAAUUCCGUGUACGUCGGCACACAAGAUCGGCUUAUGCGGAUACCAGCUCACCAUUGUGGUCGGCACGUCUCCAAACGGAGCUGCCAGAAUGCAAUGGAUCCAUACUGCGGAUGGCAUAAGCUCAAAGACGCGUGUACCGUCGCUCCAUACUCUGAUCCUUCGGAAGACUAUUGGGAGCAAUUGGCAAUGACCUGCCCUCAGUUAGAUGCCCCCGUCGAUGGAGGUUGGAGCAGCUGGUCUGAGUGGUUUCCGUGCGCCCAUCGCGCGACCUCGGAUCCAGAUUCGAACGACAAGUGCCUCUGCCAGAUCAGGCACUGCAACAACCCGUCGGCCCGGAACGGCGGAAAAAGUUGUAUGGGUGAUUCAGUGUCAGUGACUAAUUGCACGGUGCAUGGCGGUUGGACAGCGUGGUCUGCAUGGUCGGAAUGCUCCGCCACGUGCGGAUUAGCUGUGAAAACGAGAACAAGGACCUGUACGAAUCCCGCCCCCGUCCACAGGGGCCGGGUUUGUGUUGGACAAGACCAUUCGGAGGUGCUGUGCACCGGGAAUCCACCCUGUCCGGUGGCGACACCCACGCCACAAGAUGGUGGCUGGAGCAACUGGGAACCGUGGUCGGGUUGCUCGUCGUGCGGGGGCGGCUUCCGUAAGCGCGCCAGGCGUUGCAAUAAUCCGCCGCCUCUAUCCGGCGGCUUGGUCUGCGUCGGCACGAACGUCGAGUACGAAACCUGUUAUACGCCCUGCGCCGAACAGAAGAAGGUCAACUUCUUCAUCCAGAACUACACGAACGCAAAUAACGAGUUCGUCCAGAUCAAGUACAAGUACGUCUGCCGCGCCCCCGUCCAGAACUCUUCACUCAUAAAGUUCACGCAGGAGAGGGUUUGCAAGAGCAGGCAUUGCGACGAGGAAACAGCACGGUGGGGACCGUGGUCAGAAUGGAACACCUGCAGCGUCACCUGCGGCAUCGGCUUCCAGUUCAAGGAACGUAUUUGCGAAGGUCGAGGCGAAUGCGUGGGUCAGACCAGCCAAAAACGGCACUGCGAAAUGCCACCCUGCAACUCAAUAUUCGGAUGGGAAGAAUGGACGAAUUGGUCGGAUUGCGAUGAGAACAGCAAGCAAUACCGCACGAGAAGAUGCAGGAAUAUCACAACGGAUUCCACGACUUGUCAAGGGUCCAGCAAAGAAACCCGCAUGUGUUCCGAAGAAGAAAUGAACAAUGAAAUUAACAUCGGCUCCUUGAACACAGCCAGUUUGUCUGCACCAAUUGUGGAAUAUGUGGUUUGCGUGAUCUUGGGUAUUUUGUUCGGCUUGUUAGUGUCGUUUCUCUGCUACCAUUACUUCAUCAAGAGAAGGAAACCUCAAUUACCCAGCUCACCUCAUUAUAUGACUGCAAAGUCAAACCAAUACACAUCCGUCCCCCUACGAGACAAACCCCCCAAGCGCCAGGGUGCAUCAUCGUCGAAUAUUUUGAAUGUAACAGCGAACAACGGAACGAUGAAAUCGCUGAAAUUCGACUACGACACAAUCAAAAGAAACAGUAAUAGUUUGAACAAUGGUUUAUUUGACGAUAAGUUUUACGAAUAAGACUGACACGGCAUAAGUUUUUCAGCCAGUUUCUUUUUGUAACAUAUAAAGCCUCCUAAACGCCUACGUAAUAAACAUACAAAAAAACAACAAAGCCUUAUCCCCCCCCACAUCCUUAUAUAAUAAUAUACUGUACC
Molecule: messenger RNA, 3183 nt
Organism: Nicrophorus vespilloides
Lineage: Eukaryota; Metazoa; Arthropoda; Insecta; Coleoptera; Silphidae
Product: semaphorin-5B
Exons: 9
Coding region: 95-3046 (983 amino acids)
Biological process (GO): semaphorin-plexin signaling pathway; neural crest cell migration; positive regulation of cell migration
Molecular function (GO): chemorepellent activity; semaphorin receptor binding
Source: RefSeq, a predicted model, not a curated record